This is a messenger RNA of Eruca vesicaria subsp. sativa (arugula), 1671 nucleotides long. Lineage: Eukaryota; Viridiplantae; Streptophyta; Magnoliopsida; Brassicales; Brassicaceae. The record is from the annotation of a GenBank genome assembly.
AUGGCUGGUUCAGUCUCGGGUGACACAGAAGCGCAGUGCGCUGGAAAUACAAGCAGCAAGCGCGGUGGAUGGAUAACUUUUCCGUUCAUGAUGGCUACAUUGUUAGGUAUGUCCAUAACUUCUUUCGGAUGGGUAAUGAACUUGAUCGUCUUCUUGAUCGAGGAAUUCAACAUCAAGAACAUCGCUGCUGCUCAGAUUUCAAACAUAGUUAAUGGAUGCCUCAGCAUGUUGCCUGUUGUAGCAGCCAUUUUAGCUGAUUCUUUUUUUGGAAACAUCGUCGUAAUCUCGGCCUCUACUUUUAUCUCGCUGACUGGCAUUUUUCUCCUGACUGUGAUCGCAUCUUUGGACUUGUUAAAACCUAGACCGUGUGAAACCGGAUCAAUCCUAUGCCAGUCUCCAUCUGAACUUCAGCUUGGGAUAUUGUAUACAGCCUUAGUUCUAGUAACCAUUGGAGCAGGUGGGACACGGUUCACUUUGGCAUCCGCGGGUGCAAACCAAUACGAGAAACCUAAAGAUCAAGGAAGCUUCUUCAACUGGUACUUCCUCACACUUUAUGCUGGGGCUAUCACCGGCGCAACAGCGAUUGUAUACACACAGGACAAUGCUAGCUGGAAACUUGGGUUUGGCCUCUGCGCUGCUGCAAAUAUGGUCAGUUUCAUUGUUUUUAUCUGCGGGAAGAGACUCUACAAGCAUGAGAAACCCAUGGGAAGUCCUUUCAAAAGUCUGAUCAGUGUUGUAGUCGCUGCUAUAGUGAAAAGAAAAGCUGUGAUUUCAUCCAAAGAAGAAGACUAUCACCAGGGACUCGUCUCCAAGACUUCUGCUGCAUUGCCUUCCAAUAGCUAUAGGUUCUUGAAUCGUGCAGCCUUGAAAACCGAAGACGAUUUAAACCACAAAGACAUUUCAGUUAACAACACCUGGAGGCUAUGUUCUGUUCAGGAAGUAGAAGAUUUCAAAGCCAUCCUCCGACUUGUUCCUCUGUGGAUAGCCAUAAUAUUCGUUAGUACUCCAAUGGUGACGCAAACAAGCUUAAUGGUACUCCAAGCUCUAGUCACGGACCGUGGGAUUGGUCCUCACUUCAAAGUCCCGGCUGGGUCCCUCCAAGUCAUAGUAAUGACCUCUGCAUCCGCAUUUAUCAUAAUCAACAACUGGCUUGUCUAUCCCACGUACCAGAAGCUAACCCAUAAGCGGCUAACACCGCUUCAAAAAGUAGGGAUAGGCCAGGUGCUCACCAUCUUUAGCAUGGUGAUCUCUGCGGUUGUGGAAGCAAAGAGGCUGAAAACAGUUGAAGGAAACAACAGACACGCCAUGUCAGUGAUGUGGCUGUUUCCUCCUCUGGUUAUAGUGGGAAUAGGCGAGGCCUUUCAGUUUCCGGGGAAUAUUGAAUUGUUCUAUAGAGAGUUUCCAGAGUCUCUGAGGAACACCGCGACGUCAUUGACCUCGCUGGUGAUUGGAAUCUCUUUCUAUCUGAGCACAGCUAUGAUAGAUCUGAUCCAAAGGACCACCAUGUGGUUACCAAAUGAUAUUAACAGCGGGAGAGUUGAUAAUGUUUAUUGGGUUUUAGUCGUUGGAGGAGUCUUGAAUUUCGGAUAUUUUCUCGUCUGCACUUGGUUCUAUGAAUACAGUAAUCUCGAAGGUGACAAUGAGCUAGACCCUAAAGAUGUUUCAACCUAA